This is a messenger RNA of Lycium barbarum (goji berry), 884 nucleotides long. RefSeq lists its product as uncharacterized. The transcript has a single exon. The coding region runs from base 78 to 605 and encodes 175 amino acids. The record is from RefSeq and is a predicted model, not a curated record. NCBI's taxonomy places the organism in Eukaryota, Viridiplantae, Streptophyta, Magnoliopsida, Solanales, Solanaceae.
AGGCCACGUCAACAAAAAAGUAAAAUAUUAAUUAUUCUCUGGAAAAAGAGGGUUUAAGUUGAGGUUUAUGAGCAGCCAUGGGAAACUUUCUUUCAGAUUCAAACCCUAGCUCCCCAAAUUCCACCACCACCAUGUCUUCCUCACAAUCCAAAUCCAAGAUUGACCCGACCCACCAAUCAAAACCGGAAAUUGAACCGACCCACGAAGCAAAAUCCGAAAUUGACCCGACCCAUCAACCCGAAACCAGCAAAAACCAAAACCCUAAUGAGGAAAAAAUUGGUGAAAACGACACAUCUUUGGGAGAAAACGAGGAAGAAGAAGAAGAAGAGGGUGAAUGUGGGUUUUGUUUGUUUAUGAAAGGUGGUGGAUGUAAAGAUUCAUUUAUUGAGUGGGAAAAAUGUAUUGAAGAAGGUGAAAAGAAUAAAGAAGAUAUAGUAGAAAAGUGUUUUGAGGUUACAUCUGCUUUAAAGAAAUGUAUGGAAGCACAUUCUGAUUAUUAUGCACCUAUAUUACAAGCUGAGAAAGCUGCACAAGAAGAUUUGGAGAAAGAGGUAAAGGAAAAGGAGAAGGAAGAGCAAAAGAAUGAAGGAAAUGAUAGUUCUUAGCUAAAAAAAGAAAGGUUUAUUAACUCUGCAUAAUCAGAAGAAAAAAAACUGAUCGUUUUUUGGGGGUUAUAGGAGAUUUUGAUAAUUAAAAAGUGGAAAAUUGGGAGAUUCUUUUGAAUGAUAUAAUUUCCAAUAGUAUGGUUUCUUUUGAACUGAAUAAUUAGUUACAUUUGCCUUGUAUCUUUUGUGUACUUGGCGAAAUUGAUUGUAGACUUUAUAGUUUCUUCUGAUUUAUGAUAUGAUGAUGCUGGACUGGGUAGGAGUAAUUUUACAGCUGGA